Messenger RNA from Notechis scutatus (mainland tiger snake), 530 nucleotides. The record is from RefSeq and is a predicted model, not a curated record. Lineage: Eukaryota; Metazoa; Chordata; Lepidosauria; Squamata; Elapidae.
GUCUUGGAUGGUUUGCUGGCACAAUAUGGAACUGUGGAAAACUGUGAACAAGUGAAUACUGACACAGAGACUGCUGUAGUAAAUGUAACAUACGCCAAUAAGGACCAGGCCAGGCAAGCAAUAGAAAAAUUGAACGGAUUCCAGCUUGAAAACUAUUCAUUAAAAGUUGCAUAUAUCCCUGAUGAAAUGGCAGCCCAACUACCUCCUCAGCAGCAUCCUCAAGGUAGACGCGGAUUUGGGCAGAGAGGUCCCCCUAGACAAGGUUCACCAGGUGCAGCAACAAGACCACAGUCUGAUGUUCCAUUACGGAUACUUGUUCCAACCCAGUUUGUAGGAGCUAUUAUUGGAAAAGAAGGAGCCACAAUUAGAAAUAUCACAAAGCAGACACAGUCAAAGAUUGAUAUUCAUCGUAAAGAAAAUGCAGGAGCUGCUGAAAAACCAAUUACAAUCCAUUCUACUCCAGAAGGAUGCUCAACUGCUUGUAAAAUUAUCAUGGAAAUAAUGGAAAAGGAAGCUCAAGACACUAAAUA